Aureobasidium pullulans EXF-150 is the source of this 3213-nucleotide messenger RNA. RefSeq lists its product as uncharacterized. The annotation marks the transcript as partial. The transcript is spliced from 2 exons. The record is from RefSeq and is a predicted model, not a curated record. Gene Ontology annotation, molecular function: protein binding; catalytic activity. NCBI's taxonomy places the organism in Eukaryota, Fungi, Ascomycota, Dothideomycetes, Dothideales, Saccotheciaceae. Gene Ontology annotation, biological process: nucleoside metabolic process.
AUGCCAAAUGUUCUUAUGGCCAAGAGCAUGACGCACCCAGGGCUCUAUACUGUAGGCUGGGUCUGCGCUAUUGCCACGGAGUAUGUCGCAGCACGUCAAUUUCUGGACGAGGUACAUGAUCGGUCCAAUUGCUGUAUUGCCGCAAACGAUGGUACUCAAUACACUCUCGGCAAGAUGGCUGGCCACAAUGUUGUGAUCGCAGUGUUGCCAAAUGGGGAAUACGGACUGUCCAGUGCUACAAGCGUUGCCAAAGAUAUGCUGAACAGCUUUCCAAACGUCAGAGUUGGCUUGAUGGUUGGUGUUGGUGGUGGUGCGCCGACUAUAAAGCAUGAUAUCCGACUUGGUGAUGUAGUGGUUAGCAGUCCGGUAGACGGCAAAGGUGGUGUUUACCAGUAUGACUACGGCAAGUCUCUCCAAGGCCAACGUUUCACGCACACUGGAUUCCUCAACCAGCCGCCGGCGGUGCUGCGAUCCGCUGUCAAUGGUGUUGUGACCUUGUACGAGGAAGACGGACAUCAGAUCGAUGAGCGUAUCCAGGCCGUCCUCGACAAGAGACCGAGAUUGAGAAAGAAGUACGGUCGCCCAAGUCCGGAAACCGAUCGUCUUUACGAAGCAAACAACGCGCAUCCAAUCAAUGAUCAAAACGACUGCGGAGAACAGUGCGGAAGCGGCGUUGUUCAGCGUUGCAAAGCAGAGGACCGCGAGGACAAUCCGACCAUCCACUACGGAACCAUUGCUUCCGCUAAUCAGCUCAUGAAAGAUGCAACGACAAGAGAUGCUCUUGCAAAGGAACAAGGCAUACUAUGCUUCGAGAUGGAGGCCGCGGGUCUAAUGAAUCACUUUCCAUGUCUCGUGGUACGCGGCAUCUGCGACUACUCAGACUCACACAAGAACAAGAGAUGGCAAGGAUAUGCAGCGAUGACUGCAGCUGCAUUUGCCAAAGAUAUUCUCGUACACAUGACGCCAAAUAAAGUAGAGAUGGAGAAAAAAAUUGUAGACGUAUUGGCCUCCAGUCAGUGCAAUUUUCUGGAUGUAUCUUGGCUCAAUGCUAAUUUUCACGCAGUGGAGCAGAACAUGUCGUGGGAGUUUGAAAGAACAAACGCCUCCGUUGCUGAAGUGAAACUGGAUGUGAGGCACCAACGACUGCACAACUGGUUGUUGCCCCCCGACCCCUCAACGAAUUUCAAUGAAGCCAUGUUGCGGCGCCAUCCAGGAACUGGAAGAUGGUUUGUGGAAGCCGACUUCUUCCAAUCCUUCAAACAAAGUCGCGUGCCUUAUUUCUGGUUGAGUGGAAUGGCCGGCUGUGGCAAGACUGUUCUCAGUGCAUCUAUAAUCGAGGAUUUACAGCAGAGUAAAUUGUCUCGGUCCACCACACUCCUCUACUUUUACUUUGAUUUCAACGAUGUGCGUAAGCAGACUCUGGAUGGUCUGCUCCGCUCACUUGUCUGGCAGCUGAAAAGCUUCAGUGGUAAUCAUGCCAGUCUUGAGAUGUUGUACGACCACGGAAAACUUCAAGCUUCGAUCCCAAAGCUGAAAGAGCUUCUGGAGACAACGUUGCUUGCAUCAUCUGGUCCUGUAAUCAUCGUCCUUGAUGCACUAGACGAAUGUACCGAGAGGUCGGAGCUACUACCAUGGCUCAGCCAGAUUGCCGCAAGAUGCACCAGGAAUGUCCAGAUCAUCAUCACGAGUCGCAAGGAAUAUGACAUCCAAGUGGCUUUGGAGAAGUGGAUGGCGACUGAUGCCAUGAUAUCAAUUCCACAUUCUGAGGUGGACGAAGAUAUUCGCACAUACGUACGCGCGAGGAUAAUCGCCGACGAAGGAUUAAAGCGCUGGGAAAACAAGCCCAGGGUACAAGACAAGAUCGAAAAGCAUCUGAUGGACAAGGCUCAAGGAAUGUUUCGAUGGGCAAAAUGUCAGCUUGAUGCACUUGCAAACUGCAUCAGCCUACGACAGCUCAACGACGCUCUCUUGACGUUACCGACGACCUUACACGAGACAUAUGAUCGAAUACUGGAUCGAAUUCCUACCAUGUAUCUGCAAGACACGAUCAGACUACUACAGGUGUUGACGUGGUCAGAGAGACCGCUUCUCAUCGAAGAGGUCGUGGACUUGCUUGCUGUGGACCUAGAUAGCCCGAUCGGGUUUGAUCUGGAGAAUCGAUUGCCAAAUCCACAUGAGAUGGUCCAGCUUUGCUCAGGGUUGGUGACAUUGGGACCACAGAGUCUAGAUCCUGAAGACGAUAACGUAGAAGGCGAUUUCUUCACUCUUUUCGAGGCAAGUGGAUUCAGAGAGGAGAUCCAUUUGGCUCACUUCUCCGUGAAAGAGUACCUUAUCUCCGACAACGUGCGGAACGCCAACUACCAAGCUCGGCUGAUUCAACCGAUAGCCGCGGCGUCCAUUGCAAGCGUGUUGUUGACCUAUUUACUUUGUCUCGAGAAGGAAAUUGCCCAAGACAAAAUCGCAUCGGCAUACCCCUUGGCUUUUUAUGCGGCAAAAUAUUGGAUGCACUUUGGACGUGUCGCUGAUUCCGAAGAUACACGGUUACACAUCCUGAUUGACAAACUUCUUCUGGAGCCUGGAAGGCGUUCUCGAUGGCUGAGUGUCUAUGAUCCGGAUACUCCUGGGUGGAGAUUCGAGAGAACUUCUUUGCCUACGCCAGAGCCUCUUUAUCAUGCUUCGCUCUGUGGGUUAGAGCAAGUUUCGAUUCGACUAUUGGAAGGUGGCGCAGAUGUCAAUACCGUCGGUGGCAGAUACGAAAACGCCCUACAAGCUGCCGCAGCUGGCAAUCAUGAGAACAUUACAAAGCUCUUGAUCAACUGGGGUGCCGACGUCAACGCCUACAACUCAGUAAGCACUCUUCAAAUUGCCUCCAGGAAUAUCUGCGGGAACAUAGUGCGACUACUCUUGGCCAAUGGCGCUCAUGUGAAUGCUCAUAAUGGAAUGUAUGGCAAUGCUCUUCAAGCCGCUUGCGCUGGAAACAAUGCAGACACAGUGCAGAUCCUGCUCGAGCACGGUGCGGAUGUCAAUGCCCAAGGUGGAAGAUAUGGCAGUGCGCUCCAGGCUGCUUGCGUAAAGGGCAAACCAGAGAUGGUGCGUAUGCUGUUAAAUCGCGGCGCAGAUGUCAAUGUUCGAGGAGGCCAUUAUGGCAGCGUCCUUCGAGCCGCGUACAUCAGGGACGAUGCAGAGAUUGUGCGAAUGCUGCUUGACAGCGGU